Triticum dicoccoides is the source of this 1784-nucleotide messenger RNA. Its product is annotated as alcohol dehydrogenase-like 6. The transcript has 9 exons. The coding region runs from base 221 to 1459 and encodes 412 amino acids. Gene Ontology annotation, molecular function: alcohol dehydrogenase (NAD+) activity; zinc ion binding; S-(hydroxymethyl)glutathione dehydrogenase [NAD(P)+] activity. Gene Ontology annotation, biological process: formaldehyde catabolic process. The record is from RefSeq and is a predicted model, not a curated record. NCBI's taxonomy places the organism in Eukaryota, Viridiplantae, Streptophyta, Magnoliopsida, Poales, Poaceae. Gene Ontology annotation, cellular component: cytosol.
AGCCGUUGCUGGUGCGCGCUCUUUCCUGACAGCAAUAUGAUGUUCAAGUUUCUUGUUACAGUGUUGCGGUAGCAGCAUUGAGCAACGGUGGUAGGUAGGCGGCAGCGGCACUCCUACCUAACCCUCCCCCCUUCUAAAGCGGAACCAAGGAGCGACGAUUGUUUGACUUCUCCCCACCAGAAUCUGCACAGGCAGCAAACCAGUAGGCAACUCUCCAGCAAUGGCUGCCGCUGCAUCGUCGCCCUCCCCUCCGGCGGUCAUCACCUGCCGAGCGGCGGUGGCAUGGGGGCCGGGGCAGGCGCUGGUGAUGGAGGACGUGGAGGUCGCCCCGCCGGGGCCACUGGAGAUCCGCGUCAAGGUCGUCUCCACCUCCAUCUGCCGCAGCGACGUCACCCAGUGGCAGUCCACGGCGCAGCCCGAUCUGUUCCCCAGAAUUUUCGGGCACGAAGCAUCCGGGUCCGUAUCACAAUCUCUCUCUCCUUUUGCUUUCACCGCUCACACAAUUCACAAUGCUGACAGCCUAACACCUGAAGUCCGCAGGGUGGUCGAGAGCGUCGGGGAAGGAGUGACCGAGUUCCAAGUGGGAGACCACGCGCUCACCGUCUUCAUCGGGGAGUGCAUGAGCUGCAAGCACUGCGUGUCGGGGAAAAGCAACAUGUGCCAGACGCUCGGUCUGGAGAGGAAGGGCGUCAUGCACAGCGACCAGACCACCCGCUUCUCCAUCGGCGGGAAGCCCGUGUACCAUUACUGCGCCGUGUCGAGCUUCAGCGAGUACGCGGUUGUCCACUCGGGCUGCGCGGUCAAGGUCAGCCCCACCAUGCCCAUGGACAGGAUAUGCCUGCUCAGCUGCGGCGCGUCCGCAGGCCUUGGUGCGGCUUGGAAUGUUGCUGAUGUAUCCAAGGGGUCAAGUGUAGUUAUAUUUGGUCUGGGAACUGUAGGACUUUCGGUAGCUCAAGGUGCUAAGCUACGGGGAGCUUCCAAGAUUAUUGGAGUAGAUACCAAUCCUGCUAAGCAAGAAAAGGGGAAGGCUUUUGGUGUUACAGAUUUUAUUAAUCCUGCCGAAUUGAAUGAACCUGUUCAGCAGGUAGUAAAACGGCUUACUGAUGGAGGGGCUGAUUACUCUUUUGAAUGUGUGGGUGAUACCGGAGUAGUCUCGACUGCAUUGCAAUCAUGUUCUGAUGGAUGGGGACUGACUGUAACUCUUGGUGUACCAAAAGCAAAACCAGAAGUUUCUGCUCAUUAUGGAUUGCUUCUCUCUGGAAGAACACUGAAGGGGUCUUUGUUUGGAGGAUGGAGACCCAAAACUGAUAUACCUUUGUUAGUGGAGAAGUACGCAAACAAGGAAAUCCAAGUUGAUGGCCUUGUCACACAUGAUAUGCCAUUCAGUGACAUCAACAAAGCGCUUGAACUGAUGCUACAAAACAGGUGUUUGCGAUGCGUGAUUCACAUGCCAAAGUGACAGGAUUGAUUUAUACAUCAGUGCCAUCAUACCUGUACAAUUUUAGUGGUUUUCUCAUCAGUAAUUUUUCACUUGAUCUGCUCCUGGCUCGAGUUUUCAUGACACCAACAUAUUGAAGCUCCAGUGUGAUUCUCUAUUGGUGUCUCACCUUAGAGUUAUGGUGUUAUAGUUGUUGAGGAGAUUACAAAUCAUACUGAUAUUCCCUUGGAAUUCCUCAUAUGUCCGACCUCAAGAAUUAUUCGUGUAAUCUAACUUGUUAAAAAUUGAUCUGUUAGUGAUUAUAAUGGUGUAUGCAUGUUCGGUGCAUUGUGCAAUAUUGUUCUAA